This is a messenger RNA of Monosiga brevicollis MX1, 1269 nucleotides long. RefSeq lists its product as uncharacterized. The transcript is spliced from 12 exons. Gene Ontology annotation, cellular component: mitochondrion. The record is from RefSeq and is a predicted model, not a curated record. The coding region runs from base 21 to 1250 and encodes 409 amino acids. Gene Ontology annotation, biological process: fatty acid beta-oxidation using acyl-CoA dehydrogenase; butyrate catabolic process. Lineage: Eukaryota; Choanoflagellata; Craspedida; Salpingoecidae. Gene Ontology annotation, molecular function: flavin adenine dinucleotide binding.
GUAGCAUUCCACCUCCAGCCAUGGCCCUUCGUACUGCCUUUGCCCAACGCGUGCAGCCGCUGUUGGCGGCACGUCAGCUCCUGCAGAGCCGCAGCCUCGUCGGCUUGAGCGGACUCUCAGAGACCCACGAGAUGAUGCGUCAAACGUGCCGUGACUUUGCCGACAAUGUACUGGCCCCAAAUGCAGCCGAGUGGGAUCGCAAUCACACCUUCCCUGCUGAUGCCGUGCGCUCGAUGUAUGAUCUUGGUCUCAUGGGCAUCGAGACGCCGGAAGAGUACGGCGGCGCUGGACUGGAUAGCCUGGCCUAUGCAAUUGCCCUCGAAGAGGUGUCUCGAGGCUGUGCCUCGGCCGGUGUCAUUAUGUCGGUCAACAACUCUCUCUACGGCAGCCCCGUACGCAAGCACGGCACGGAAGAGCAAAAGGCGGAGUUUCUGACACCCUUUUGCUCGGAGAAGCUUGGCUGCUUCGCCCUGAGCGAGCCCGGAAACGGCAGCGAUGCUGGCGCUGCCUCAACCACUGCUCGUCGUGAGGGUGACCAAUGGAUUCUCAACGGUACCAAGGCUUGGAUCACCAACGGUCCCGAGUCUGACGCUGUCGUGGUGUUUGCAACCACCAACAAGGAACUCAAGCACAAGGGUAUCAGUGCUUUUAUCGUCGACAAGAAGACACCUGGCCUGUCUUGUGGCAAGAAGGAAGACAAGCUUGGCAUUCGUGCUUCGGGCACCUGCAACCUCAUUUUUGAGGACUGCGCCAUUCCUGCGGCAAACAUUCUGGGCGAGGAAGGCAUGGGCUUUAAAAUCGCCAUGAGCACUCUGGACGGUGGACGUAUCGGCAUUGCGGCGCAGGCUUUGGGCAUUGCGCAAGCCGCGCUCGAUUGCGCAGUGGCGUAUGGCCAGGAGCGCAAGAGCAUGGGCGUGCCUCUUGUGUCUCAUCAGGCAAUCAGCAUGAAGCUGGCUGACAUGGCCACGCGCCUUGAGUCAGCUCGCUUACUUACGUGGCGUGCAGCUGCCCUGAAGGACGAGGGCAAGCCCUUUAUCAAGGAGGCGGCCAUGGGCAAGUUGGCGGCAUCCGAGGCUGCUACGUUUGUAUCGCAUCAAGCCAUUCAGAUCCUUGGUGGCAUGGGCUACGUGACUGAGAUGCCGGCUGAGCGUCAUUACCGCGACGCACGCAUCACUGAGAUCUACGAGGGUACUUCCGAGAUCCAGCGCCUUGUCAUUGCUGGUCAACUGGUCAAGGAAUAUGCUGCAUAAGGUGGUCUCAAAAAUAACA